UUGUCCUGGACAUUAUUCUGACUCCUCCAUUUCUCUCCCUGUGUUUUUUUAUUUUUAUUUUUUAUUUUUAAUUAAAUUUAAAUUGCCCAUCCGGCCCCGUGGAUCUGGACUCGCUCUCCUCCUCCAGGGCUGUGCACACACCGGCAGCCGGGCUCUGCUCUCCCCGGUAAACAGUGAAGAAGAAGCGGACCAGGGCGGACCGAAGGGGGCCACAAGUCUCCAGGUAUGGCGGCGGUGUUGCCGAGAACGCUGGGCGAGCUGCAGCUCUACCGGAUCCUGCAGCGGGCCAACCUGCUCUACUACUACGAGGCCUUCAUCCAGCAGGGCGGCGACGACGUGCAGCAGCUGUGCGAGGCCGGCGAGGAGGAGUUCCUGGAGAUCAUGGCGCUGGUGGGCAUGGCCAGCAAGCCGCUGCACGUGCGCCGGCUGCAGAAGGCGCUGCGCGACUGGGUCACCAACCCGGCGCUCUUCAACCAGCCGCUCACCUCGCUGCCCGUCUGCAGCAUCCCCGUCUACAAGCUGCCCGAGGGCUCGCCCACGCUGCUGGGCGCCCAGGACCGCGCCGCCAGCGUCAAGAUGCCCAAGGCGGUGGCGGCGUGCUCGGAGCCCGGGAAGCUGGACGUGGCGCGGGACAAAGUGUCGGCCGGCUCGCCCCUGCAGGGCGGCAGCGAGGCUCGCUUCUGGUCGGGCCACAGCAACGACAGCGAGCAGAGCCUGUCGCCCUCCGACCUGGGCUCGCCCUCCUCGCCCCGCGACGGCCUGGAGGCCCUGGACGCCGCCGCCGUGCAGUCGGUGCUGGAGUGCGUGGACAGGAUGGCGCCCGGCCUCCCUAAGAGCGACCCGGCCGAGGUGAAGGAGCAGCUGAAGACCAACAAGAAGCUGGCCAAGAUGAUCGGACACAUCUUCGACAUGAGCGACGACGACCCGCGCAGGGAGGAGGAGAUCCGCAAGUACAGCGCCAUCUACGGGCGCUUCGACUCCAAGAGGCGGGACGGGAAACACCUGACGCUGCACGAGCUGACGGUGAACGAGGCGGCGGCUCAGCUCUGCAUGCGGGACGUGGCUCUGCUGACCCGGCGGGACGAGCUGUUCGGACUCGCCCGCCAGAUUUCCAGAGAAGUCACCUACAAGUACACGUACCGCACCAGCAAAUCUCGCUGCGGCGACAGAGACGAGCCCUCACCUAAACGGAUUAAAACAGAGGAGAACUUCUUUGACAUCCAGGAGGCGCUGCAGGCCAUCCACAUGCGUCAGGAGAUGCUGAGGGAGCAGCUGGCCUGCGCCAAGUCCAAGGGCGAGGAGACGGUGGGACGCAACCUGCAGAUGCAGCUGGAGCGUCUGCUGGCCCGGCAGAUGGAGAUCCUGCAGGACGCCGCCGUGCAGGAGCGUCUGCAGGCGCUCGACUGGAGGAUCCCGCCCGCCGCCUUAAAGUACCUCAGCGACACCCAGAGCACCAACGGAGCCGCCGCCGACAGCCGGGACACACAGGACGACCGACCAAUCAACCUGCGGGUCGUCAGUCAGACCAUGCAGGAGGGCGAGCUCCCAUUGGGCAAGCAGCUAGCCAAUGAGCUGAAGCGUCAUCACAACCACAACAACACAGACGAGACCAAAACACCAGCAACAGAAAACGGCACGUCGCAGCGGGCGUCCGGCAACGCAGACAAGAAGACCAUCAAAUCAGAGCCGGAAGAUUCCACAUAGUGCCUCCUGCCACCCGACCGCCCCCAGCACCCCCCCACUCUGUUCUACUCACACUUGACAGUAUGCAGUUAUUACCCAUCAAUAGAUACUAAGCAAGCACAGCCACAGUAGAGCCUUAACAACCAAUGUUGCCUCAUGAAUAGCAUUUAUUUUUCUUUAUUUUCUUUUUUUUGUUUUGUUUUGUUUUAUUUUGUUUUUAAAGGUAUUUGCCAAAGCACCUAGAGAGCAGGGUGAGAAUCCGAACGGGGCGACAACCUUGAAGCUCUGCAGGUCUUUGUCUGUUGAUUAAUUGUACACUUUAAGAUGUACGUGUAAUUUAAAAGUGAUCCGUUUAAAACAUUUGUAUACUUUUUACCUCUGCCUGGGUGUUAUUUUUGUUGCUUUCGUUGGACAGCCGGGUUGUAGGCUGUGAUGCCGGGGGCUGAAUCUUAACUCAAGAGGUAGAUUCAGGGACGGGACACGAGCGAAAUUUCGCCGUAGGUAUUUUAGGUGAGCAGACAUGCCAGCAUCCGUCGGCGGCGCCUGUUGGCCACGCUGACACGUUUCCUCACUGUGGCAAGUCGAGCAUCUUGAUUCUGGUAACUCUUUCUGUGGGUAAUUUAUCGCCCAAGGUUCGACUGAUAAGGGUUUUUGAACACCAGUGCUAAUAUUUUUAGACUGAAACUGGGCAAGUAUUUGGUGCAGAUACUUCAUAUUUUCAAUUUCUUCCAUUUGCAUUUUAAGAUAUUUAGUUUUCAGUGUUUACCAGAGGAAGUGAUUGCCCAUUGAUGCUUUAUAUGAGCACCCAUAAGACUUUAUAGAUACAACUUAAAAUAAACUAUAUGUAUAAGCAUUUUCUGAAUUUGUGUAAGUAGUUACCUACAACCUUAAAAUCUCAAAGGUAGACAGAAGAACAGUCAUAAUGCACUCGAGACGUGACACACAUAGAAAGUGUUGCUGUUUUCGAGUUCUGAUUCAGACCAAGAAAGCAAUUUAUCUGAACUGCAAGCCACAGCGGUGUCGCAGAUCUCUCAAGCCAUUUUCGACACCUCCUAAUCUAUUGAAAUUUUGACUUUAAUAAAACACAAAAUACUGCUUGCUUUCCUUACGAAAUUGAAGUAGCGUGCAAGCGCUAUCCAAAGAUUGAUCAGCGUUUGGCCGGUGGCUUGUAGUCAUUUCUCCAACGGUCGACCCGCAUCUGAACCUGCGCCGUCCUCCAAAAUCUGAGUGUCUGUGUUUGUACUGUAAUCUGUAACGCUGUCGUCAUCAGUCGGCUGCACAAAAAGGGGAACGUGAGGAAAUACUCAGAGUCAAGUACUGUAGGGAGUUAUGGAGUUAUGAUUCAGCCCUCAAGUGGACUUGUUUUUUUGUUGUUCAGUUCAGAUGGGAAACCAGGAGAGGUGGAGCUCACCCUCCCCUCCCUGCUCUUGUCUUGUGUAUAUUUAUGGGAGGUAAUUUAAAUGGAGGAUGUAUAGGAGCUGUUUGGGACUAACAGCAGGGGACCUCUGUCAUUCGUUUUGGCAAGAUGGCCGGGCUGGCACGCCAGAGGCCGCGGUAAUUGGUUCGUUUCACUUUGUAAUUUAGCAAAUCACUGCUGUUGGACCCAAAAACUGCGUAUCUGCAAAAUGUGUGUAUUUCAGGAAUGAAGAAAAGGACUGCUUAUGUUGCCUGUUUCUGACAUGAUCCGACAAGGUUUGAACAGGUUUCAGAGGUCACACCGUUCACUCAGCAUACAUACACGACCCUGAAGACUUGACGAUGAUGACAGAGAAAGGGGAAGAAAAAAGACGGCAGAUACGUGGUUUUUCCCACAACAGCAGCCAAAAAAAGCAAAAUUCCUGUUUCGCGCUGUUGGUGGAACAGCAGCCUGGGGUCUGUAAAUAGUACCAUGAUAACAAAUAGUGCUAGCCUAAUCUCUCAACCAGGGUUUUUUUCUUUGUCAAGUGUAACUUUGCUGUAGAUUUUGGUGUCAAUACAGUGUUUAUGUAUGUAGAGCAAAAAAAGAAAAAAGAAUUCUUAAGUGUCAUUGAGAAAAAAAUACAACAGUGUGAAAGUGUCUGGUAUAUCAAAAAAAAAAAUGCUUUACAAGAUGAUAAUGUUGAUUAGCCUUAGCUCUUAACAGUGUUUAAUCCACGUGUGAUGGCCAUCAGUGCAUAUUUCAAAGAUGUGUUUUGCUGUUUAGAGGUAGAUACAUAACGGAUUUAAGUGUUCGCUGUGUUUUUCCGUGUUCGCCACACUGUGUAAAUACGUCUGUUUGCUCUGUAGGUCCAAGAUGAUGAUAAUGUCCAGACAAUUUGGUCUAGCUCUCCUUCUCCCUGCUCGCUGCAGAUAGUUUAGUCUCACUCACCGUAACGACAGACCAAUGCAAUAUUUAUGUAAGUAAUAAGUCUAUUUGCAUACUGUAUGGAUCAGUCAUUUUAUUUGUCAUGUGCUCAAUGACUGUUGUCUGUCACCGGCGGCGGGGCGGGAAAUCAGCACCAAGCCACCAGCCGAGCGUUACGUCAACACGGUUUCAUGAAAUUUCACGAAAUGAGCAAAAAAAAAAAUCUGAUUAUGGAGAUUAUGGACAGAGACGAGUAAACUGAAGCUGGAUUUUGUGACAUUUUCAGCUGUUGGUCACAUGAAAAGGUUAGCCGUUAGCUUAGCUUCUUCAUUUUCAUGGCAUGACAGCUCCAAAAUAAACCAACGGCAACAAAGAGGAUUAUCACAAUAUUAAAAACAAGUCCCAGUGCCCAUUUUUUGUGUAAUUACAUUUAUUUGUAAGUAUCAUCAGAUGGUUUCUUCCUGGCGUAAGGUUACCAUGUGGAAGUUUCCUGCAGACGCUACCUGCCGGAUCUACUUUCCAGUUCAAAUCGGCAAAUAACAAGAAAAGAGACGUUUACUUUCCUUUAAAAAAUGGGAACCGGGACUCGUUGUUGUUCAUGGUGUCAUAAUCCUGUGUGUUGGUUUCUGUGCUAAGAGUGUUAUUUUAUUUUGAAGGCUGUUUUGCUGUGGAAGUGAAUGGAGAGAUGCAAAUCCAGUGCUGUGGAUUAGCAGUUAACGGGGACAUUUCACCACCAUGUGGAACCUGGAUGUAAUCAUGGUUACCAAAAAAUACCUAAAAAUAAGCACAGCACUCUCUUCAGGACAGUACAUCACUGGUUACCACAUUAAAACCACAGGAGACCAGUGUGAGCUUGUGUUGGGAAGGCAUUUCUGAAAGGUCUCAGUUGCAUUUUAAGAUCUUGUGCUCGUUUCAUGAAAUUUCCUGAGAUUUGGAGCUGUGUUGAAAUUGUUAAAAAAAAAAAAAAAUCUAGCCGGCUUGUGUAAAUCACCAAAGCGCUGGUGGGUUUUGGAAGAUGCCGUGAGUUU
Messenger RNA from Myripristis murdjan (pinecone soldierfish), 5034 nucleotides. RefSeq names its product NGFI-A-binding protein 1. The record is from RefSeq and is a predicted model, not a curated record. The coding region runs from base 226 to 1704 and encodes 492 amino acids. The transcript has 8 exons. Gene Ontology annotation, biological process: negative regulation of DNA-templated transcription. Gene Ontology annotation, molecular function: transcription factor binding; transcription coregulator activity. NCBI's taxonomy places the organism in Eukaryota, Metazoa, Chordata, Actinopteri, Holocentriformes, Holocentridae. Gene Ontology annotation, cellular component: nucleus.